AUUUGGUGAUAUACGACAAUAAAAACGUUAGAUAAGACGUGUUCCAAUUAUCAAUACAUUCAUUGACGAGGGAAGGUGAAGUGUUUAUUGGUCAAAAUUUAGGUCAUACGGUCUGGUACAACAGUUAUCUCAAUUCUCAGUUGCGUGAAACUAUUGGUGAAGAGUGAACGUGCGCCUGCGCAGGUCGUGUUGCCUAGUGAGUUUCACACAACAAGCAUACAAUAUCCUAUGUAUUAUUUAAGCUUAUUUAGACGUGAAAAAUGGUCGAGGUUACAAUAGAGCAGGGAAAAUUGGAGGGAGUCAAAGUUAAAACUGUCACAGAUGACUGCGAAUAUUACAGUUUUAAGGGUGUUCCAUAUGCAGAGCCUCCAAUUGGAAAAUUAAGGUUUUUGGAAACCCAACCUGUAAAACCAUGGACUGGAACCAGAAAAGCCACAGAGCACGGACCGAUCUGUCCACAAUUUGACGUUUUCGCUAAUGAGAAGAAAACUGGGAGCGAAGACUGUCUCUAUCUCAACGUUUACUCUCCAGAUAUUUCACCAAAGACUCUUCUUCCCGUGAUGGUAUUUAUACACGGAGGGGGAUUAAAAUGUGGUUCGGGAAACGACGACCACUAUGGACCCGACUUUCUAGUCAGUCACGGUGUUAUCUUAGUAACCAUAAACUAUAGAUUGGAUGUCUUUGGUUUUCUUUGCCUAGAUACAAAAGAGGUUCCUGGAAACGCUGGAUUUAAAGAUCAAGUCUUAGCAUUAAAAUGGGUUAAACAGAAUAUUCGGACAUUUGGAGGAGAUCCCAAUAAUAUCACAGUCUUCGGUGAGAGUGCUGGUGGACUUUCCACUUCUUUACAUGUAUUGUCUCCACUAUCUAAAGGUCUCUUUCAAAGAGCUAUCGUAAUGAGUGGUUCCCCUUUUUGUGAGUGGGCCCUAUCAUUUGAACCAAGAAAAAGAGCAUUUGUGCUCGGCAAACAAUUGGGUUUGGAGACCGAGGAUCCAGAUAAACUGUUAGAGUUCCUUCAAAGUAUCCCAGUUGAAAGAUUGGAAAACACAACGCCAUGCAUCUUAAUAUCUGAACAACAAAGCGAUUAUACAAAAUUCUAUCCCUUUACUGCAGUUGUGGAAAAGGAAUUAGGCCAAUCGGCUUUUAUUUCUAAAGACCCAGAAGAAAUUGUUAAAAGUGGGAAAAUCAAUAAUGUAGACGUUAUAAUAGGAUACACUAGCAACGAGAUGAUUAUUACCUUAUUAGACUCAAAUAUUAUACCGAGAUAUCAAUUGUAUGAUGAACUGUAUGUACCCCGAAAAAUUAUAUACAAUUCUACGCCUUCGAAAAUCUUACAGAUCGCUGAUAAAAUUAAAAAACACUACGGUAUACCAAACGCUGAAGGAAACGUUUUAGUUCAGAGGACUGUUAAAUUUUUGUCGGAUUUCAUAAUGACACAUCAUAUUCAGAAAUUACUAACACUCCUCGCUAAUUCAGGAAAAAUUAAAACAUAUUUUUAUCAAUUUUCGUCGCAAUCCGAGAGAAACGUUAUUGGAAAACUGGGAGAAAAAUUUGGAAUUACUGGUGCAGCUCAUAUUGACGAUCUGAUGUACUUGUUUAACGCAAAUACACACUACAAUCCAUUAAUCAAAGGAACUAAAAGCUACAAAAUGGCUCAUCAGUUCUGUGCCUUAUUUACGAACUUCGCUAAGUAUGGAAAUCCCACUCCUGACGGCUCAAUGGGUGUUAAAUGGCCCGAAUAUGACACGAAAAAUAAGGGUUAUUUGGAUAUCGAUGAGAAACUGACAAGUGGAACAGCUCUCCACGAAGAUGUCAUACAAUUUUGGCAAGAAAUAUAUAACUUUGCUGGCGUUCCUUAUUAGACGUGCGUUAGAAUUAAUACUCAUUUGGCGUAACAUGUUUUUUUUAUCUUUCGCCUUAUUCUACGUCUGUAAAAAAAACUACACUGACAAUAGAAACAUAAAAACGACUGGUGCCGGCAGAAGUGAAAAUAUUAAAAUAUUUUGUGUGGUAGAAUACAAUAUUUAUUUAUUGCGCUAUCGUACACAAACAUGACUAUCUACUCUCCAUCCGUCUUACGAAUUUUCCAUCAGGUCACGUGUCCUGAUACAAGUUUAAUAUUUUUACCCCUUCCAAAAAAGUGUACAACGCCGCUAAAGAAGUUUUCACUUUAAAAAUAAAAUGCUGAAUAUAUCUUACUUUAGGGUGUCGGCUUUUGUUUCCCAAACGCCCAAAUGACGUAUAACUUAAAAAAAUUAAAAUGUAAUAUUAGAAUGCUUUAAUCACAAACGUGUGAUUUAAUCACAAACUAAUGAAAUUUAGAUACAAUCAUGUAAAAUAAGGUUGAUUCGUUUCCAGAUAUAAAUUGCCUCACAACAAACACGGAAUGAAACUACAUAAUGUUUAAAACUGAUAAGUGAUAUCAGAUCAUUAUAAUUAUAAUACUACUUAGUUUAUAAACCUAUUUUAUUUUUGACAGGACAAAAACUUUAAGUGCACCUGUAAAUCAUUAGCAUUUAUUUAAUUAGUGUAAUCAGUCUUGUAUAUUAUAAUAUUUUUUUUGUUGUUAUCCAUAUGCUAAAUUUAUACUUACGGCAUAUUUUAACAAAGAAAUAUUAAAGUUAGUUUUAAAACUAUAUCAUAAAGGAUAUUCCUGUAAAAUGUCAAUUAAGAAUUAAGUGGGCAAAUAAAAUAUUGUAUUCGUUAUUAAUAACAUAGAAAAACAAAGGAUUAUAUCGACUUCUUUAAAAUAAAGCAUUGCCGGGUUCUUAAA
Molecule: messenger RNA, 2770 nt
Organism: Pieris rapae (cabbage white)
Lineage: Eukaryota; Metazoa; Arthropoda; Insecta; Lepidoptera; Pieridae
Product: juvenile hormone esterase
Exons: 4
Coding region: 261-1859 (532 amino acids)
Source: RefSeq, a predicted model, not a curated record